This is a messenger RNA of Pocillopora meandrina, 2004 nucleotides long. The record is from the annotation of a GenBank genome assembly. Lineage: Eukaryota; Metazoa; Cnidaria; Anthozoa; Scleractinia; Pocilloporidae.
AUGUCGUCAAUACUAGACCCGUACGAAGAGUGUUCAGCGCCGAGAACAGUGUUGAUUGAAGGAGAACCUGGUAUGGGAAAAACCACCUAUUGUAAAAAGUACGCCUACGACUGGGCCACCAAUCAGCAAGAACCUCAGGGCUGCGGCUCAACAGUAUUUAAAGUGGUAUUGUUACUGAAAUGUCGAGAUAUCCAUUCUGACGUUUGGGAAGCUAUUGAUGAUCAGCUUCUGCCCCGAGACAUCGAUGAAGAAGUCAAACAACAAUUCUUUCGUUUUAUUCGUGAAAAUCAGUCCAGCAUUUUAUUGAUAUUGGAUGGAUUGGAUGAGUUACCGUCCAGUAAAUUGUCGAUGUUUUCCGAAUUAAUUGAAGGAAGAGUACUCCCCAAAUGCCACAUAGUUGCAACAGCAAGACACGAAGCUGGAAAAGAGGUGAGAAAAUGUUGUGACGCGCUGCUUCAGAUCGAAGGAUUUACUGAAGAGCAUGUGAAAGGAUUUGUCACCAAGUACUUUAAAGAAAGGACGGAUUUAGCCACCAAGCUCUCGCAACGGAUGUCGCGAGAUAAAAACCUGAGAGAAAUAGCGGCCAAUCCUCUAAACACAGCACUUCUUUGCCUUUUAUGCGAAGAGUUUGAGGGCACACUCCCCGAAAGCAGAGCUCAACUGUACUUGGAUAUGGUUGAAUGUGUUUUGAGAAGAUAUAAAAAAAGGAAGGGACUACUAGAAAAGAUCGAAGACUUGACAAACCAUUACAAACCGCAAUUGAAUCACCUUGGAAAGGUAGCGUUGAAUGGUUUACUUGACGAUAAGUUGGAUUUUAAUGAAAGUGAAUUGAGAAACCAUGCAAAAGACCUGACUGAAUUUGGAUUUCUGUCAGUGCAGCCUGGUGGCAGCAAACUGAGACAAACACUGCAUUAUGCCUUCUUACAUAAAAGUUUUCAAGAAUUCUUUGCAGCAUUCUUCAUUUGUUCUCAGAUUCAAAGCAAGGAGAAAAAACCUGAAGAACUAGUUUCCGAUCCAAGGUAUUUCGUUGAACUUAAACAAAUACUUUUGUUUUCAUGUGGAAUUUUGGCCAUGAAAUGCGAUGAACAGGUUGUGGCUCUUGUAAAGAGUUUAACAAAUAAAGUCAACAAAAAUAAAGGCCGUGGUGCAAAAAUUGUAUUGGAGGCCAUCAACGAAUGCAAAAGAGAAAAAAGUGAUUUUCACUCGCAUUUAUCGAAGUCGUUUGGAACUGGUUUGAAUCUUACCAAUUUGGAUUUGUCUAAUAAUGGUAUUAGUGAUGCGGGUGCUACAUGUAUUGCUGAGGCAAUCAAAGUGAACAAGACGCUAACCAAUUUGUAUUUGCGAGGUAAUGUUAUUAGUGAUGCGGGUGCUACAUGUAUUGCUGAGGCAAUCAAAGUGAACAAGACGCUAACCAAUUUGGAUAUGUCUUACAAUGAUAUUAGUGCUGCGGGUGCUACAUGUAUUGCUGAGGCAAUCAAAGUGAACAAGACGCUAACCAAUUUGGAUAUGUCUUACAAUGAUAUUAGUGCUGCGGGUGCUACAUGUAUUGCUGAGGCAAUCAAAGUGAACAAGACGCUAACAAAUUUGGAUUUGCGAGGUAAUGUUAUUAGAGCUGCGGGUGCUACAUGUAUUGCUGAGGCAAUCAAAGUGAACAAGAAGCUAACAAAUUUGGAUUUGCGAGGUAAUGGUAUUAGUGCUACGGGUGCUACAUGUAUUGCUGAGGCAAUCAAAGUGAACAAGACGCUAACCAAUUUGGAUUUGUCUGACAAUUUUAUUUGGGAUGCGGGUGCUACAUGUAUUGCUGAGGCAAUCAAAGUGAACAAGACGCUAACCAAUUUGGAUUUGUCUGACAAUUUUAUUUGGGAUGCGGGUGCUACAUGUAUUGCCGAGGCAAUCAAAGUGAACAAGACGCUAACCAAUUUGGAUUUGCGAGGAUAUGGUAUUAGUGCUGCGUGUGCUACAUGUAUUGCUGGGGUAAUCAAAGUCAACAAGACGCUAACUUAA